This is a messenger RNA of Hyalella azteca, 3217 nucleotides long. RefSeq names its product galactosylgalactosylxylosylprotein 3-beta-glucuronosyltransferase S. The transcript has 4 exons. Gene Ontology annotation, cellular component: Golgi membrane. The record is from RefSeq and is a predicted model, not a curated record. Gene Ontology annotation, molecular function: galactosylgalactosylxylosylprotein 3-beta-glucuronosyltransferase activity. Bases 1 to 615 code for a protein of 204 amino acids. Gene Ontology annotation, biological process: carbohydrate metabolic process; chondroitin sulfate proteoglycan biosynthetic process. Lineage: Eukaryota; Metazoa; Arthropoda; Malacostraca; Amphipoda; Hyalellidae.
AUGUUUAUAGUUUUCGGUCUUCCCUUCACGCACCUAGCCACGCCGAUGCCGCCGGUGUACCGCCACGUGACUUACGUCCCGCGCGGAGUGGCCAACCGCCGUGCCGCGCUCGCAUGGCUGCAGGACAACGCGGUGCCUGAGUCUGUUCUCUACUUCCUCGACGACGACAAUGCCAUCGACGUGCGGCUUCUUGAACAGAUCCGUUUUACUGAGAAGGUCUCAAUGUUUCCUGUUGGCCUCAUAGGCAAGCUCAGCGUCAGCUCCCCCGUUCUCAACAAGGAAGGUAAAGUGAUUGGCUUUUACGACGGGUGGCCCGCUGGUCGCAAAUUCCAGGUAGACAUGGCAGGCUUUGCCAUCAACAUGGCUUACUUGAACAAACAGCCUCGAGUGACCAUGCCAUACUCAGCUGGCUUUGAAGAAGAUGGCUUCCUGAAGUCACUGAACGUAAAAUUCGAGGACAUUGAGCCGCUGGCCAACGGCUGCUCCGAGGUGCUGGUGUGGCACACGCGCACCGUCAAGAACCCCACACGCAACAUCAAGCCUGGGCGCGAGCACGCGGCCGACAACAUACAGAGGCUCUUGAGGAACAUGCAGAAAAUGGGCAUCGUGAGGUAGACGGCAUCACCACGUCUGCCGUCACAUAUUCUUACCUGCAUUUCAUAGACAAUUCAGACUCUUUGCAUGUAACACAAGACCACUUAUAUGACGAGGAGUCAGUUGUGUAAAGGCUGUUUUAAACUUAUUUCUCUUGUAAAUCUCUGAUCUGCAGUUUCAAUGAAUAUUGCAGUUUCAAUGAAUAUCUCUGAAUAUUGCAGUUUCAAUGAAUAUCUAUUGAGACUUACCUCACAGUGACCCAUCUCUUAAUUCUUAUGUCGGAGCACUGAAUUGAAGGCUGGCGUUCAACUGGCUGUGGCCUAUAGCUCAACUCCGCAAUACGAACUUCCUCUCGAUGUCUUGUCCUUUUCCUUCCAUUUAAUGUUUUACUUUUCAGAGAAAAUAUUAUGUGGUGUUUGAAAUUUCCUUAAGAUUUAUGCGGAAAUUUCCUCUCUAUAACACUAUAGUGCUUUCUUUAUAUAUUAAUUUUUGAAACAGCAUGAGAUCGAUUGCUUGCCUCUAUGCAGUAUAUCAAAUAUUGAUAUGAUGGUUGCUUCCUUACGUUAAUGGUCGGGUCUUGUCUGUUGUAGUCAGUAAGUUAUGUAUGCAUGCCAAGUUGUUCCUUCUGAACUUUGAAUUUAUUUUCUGAAGCUCUUGAAAGUCUACCUCAGGCAGCUGAACUGAAAGGCAACUGUCGCCAUCGAUAAUCUUUGCGACAGUUGCUCCAGCUUGUUUCCGUUUCCUUUCAUUUUUGUUCUGAGAACAAACUUUUAUAAACGUUUCGUGCAUGUGCUGUAACCGCGGCAGCAUGAGCAGGUGCUCUCAACUGCCAUGAAAGUUAAAGCUCUCUCGACUUGCCGUGAGUUUGCCGUGUUGUUCUUGCGCUUCAAAGGAUUGAAUGUACUUCUCCAUUCUCUGCUCUAUGUCUUAUCUUAAGCUAGGCUUGUUCUUCCUCGUGUUUCGAUGCUAGUAAAAUCCACCUUCAUUUCAAGUUAUUUAUUUUAGUUAAAUAUAUCUCUAUUGUAAAUUGAUGCUAGUGUCUUAGAAAGGCGAAUAUUUUAAUAUCGUACAGGUAGUCUCGCACAAACCAUGACACAACAGGCGUACGAGGGCAAUCAGUAUAAUUCAUUUGAAGGACCGUAAGCUACAAUAUGAAAUUCAAAUAAUUCGUUGCUGUCGUGAAUGAAAUGUUUAAAUUUAUAUUCAUUCAAGCGUUUACAUUUUUAUGGUUUACGGAAACUACUAGAAAUCUCAUUGAAUUUUAACCUGUUAGCUUCAUAAAGUGACUUGUAUCAAGAAUUCAUCAUUAAGUUUAAAGUACCACUAAGUGAAGAAAACAACUUGACUUUAUAGGAACCUACUUAAUUAGCUAACUUUAAAUAUGGGAUGCCAUUAAUUUAGAAUCCAAAAUUGAAAAUCAUAGCUCGCUUGUAAUAUAUUUUCCCAGUUAAUUGGAAAUUUAUGUUGCGCUGUUGUCACUCGUCUGGUUUGGUUUAUAAAGAAGAGCUUGUUACGACUGUUUGGCCCCUCCUUGCACUAAGUGUAUGGCUUGUCCACGCGAAUAAAUGAAUUGUUUUGUUUGCACGCUGCUUGUCGCCGCCACAGCAAAAGUCGCGACCAGAAAUACUGCCGUGCACAUAACUUCAUGUUGCUCUUUCUAUGCGGCGAGCUUUCCUUGGAUGUGAGAUGUCCUGACUGAAUGUAUCCUUAUCCUUAGUGUCCUUAGUAUAUGUUUUAUACAUAGCAGUCGUCUCGGGCCACGAUGGAUGUCACAAGCUACAGUUGUGUUUAAGCCUUUUUUUUUAUUGCUCGAUCUUGAAUCUCUUUAAUUCCUAAUUUUACUCUAGUAAACCCAGUGAGUAUUGUAGCACUAUUAAUUCAAGACACCAUCUUAUCUUAAUGUUCAUUUAUUCCAUUGUUUAUGUUUAAUGUUCAAUUCUCAAUGUCGUGUGACAAAUUGUGCGUACCGUUGAGCUUCUUCCAAAAGAGCUAUUGGCUCGAUCUGAAACUUGCAAUGAUAAUAUGUGAUGAUGAAUGUGUUAGAUCUGUGUGGUGGAUGUGUUAGAUCUGUGUGAUGGAUGUGUUAGGUCUUUGUGAUGUAUGUGUUGGGUCUGUGUGACGCCGUCUACUGGUCUCAAAUGAACUUGCUUCACGACGCUCCAACUGAUAGCAGCUCGCGUCACUGCGCAUUAUACUGACCACUAGGUGCUGGAUAUAUCCUAGGAUCUCAUUGAUUCGUUUUACAAACGUUCUUAUAUCUCACCACAUAGUCUCAGUGUCUAAACUUAUCAUUUGUGUUCAUUGGCCUCUGUAAGGAGAUAUUUUCUCUACUGUAGGGAGAUAUUUUCUCUACUGUAGGGAGAUAUUUUCUCUACUGUAGGGAGAUAUUUUCUCUACUGUAGGGAGAUAUUUUCUCUACUGUAGGGAGAUAUUUUCUCUACUGUAGGGAGAUAUUUUCUCUACUGUAGGGAGAAAUUUUUUCUACUGUAGGGAGAUAUUUUCCCUAUUGUAGGAGGAUAUUCCCAUUUUCUUCUGUAGGGAACCUCUUGUCUGGCUCUGUUAGGUGGUCUGCCUCUUGCCCUACUAGCAUCCAGUUUGUUUUCUGCCGCCACAAAUUUGUGUU